AUGAUCAGAUUGAAGCCGCAUAAUAAUUUGAUUCAUGGUGUAGUCGAAAUUUUUAAGAAGUACGUGCUGAACAGGACUUAUCUAUGUUUUCUGAUAUUUCCGAUAGUCCUUAUGGCGACCUUUGCGAAUAUCUUGUACGACUACGUGCCAUCUGUCAUAAUCCCCAGAAUAGCAGAGCAUAUAAAAGCAAAUGAUCUUAGCCUUCACAUGAACUUGGUCUAUGGAUUCUUCUUCUACGGGGUACUUGCCACGAUCUUUGAAUAUUUCCCUAUAUUUGUGAUGGCUUUGAUAAUACAAGAUAUAUACAGAGAUUGCUAUAGGGAUGUUUUCAUAGAAUACAUGUCACUGGAAUAUAAUACAUUCCAUAGCAUUUCGCCAGGAGACAUGGAAAGCAGAAUAUAUAGAAAAUGUAAAGCUGUUGGAGAGGCUGUAGAUGUUGUCAUUCCUACGCUGAUGAACUCAACUAUAUUCGUUUUGGUUGCUAUGAUUGACAUAUAUAGAAGCUUUGGACCUAUAGUAUCCUUGAUGUUUUUUGUGAUACCUGUGUCUUACAUUUCCAUAACCGUUUUCCUAACAUCAAGGAGGAACCGCAUCAGAGGGAAAUACAAUGCUGCGAAAGACAAGUCUACAAAGAAACUCGGCGAUAUUUUGAACAAUUAUGAAGUUGUGAAGUCCUUUGGCCUUGAAGAAAGAGAAUCCGAAAAGUUUCAUGCUUCCCUAAUAGAUCGUGUUUCAACAGGAACUGUCUACAGCUGCUCGGAAAACAUUAUCACGUUCCUACAAAAGCUCUCUUCGGCAAUCCCCCACAUUGGAAUCUUGUAUCUUUCUCUCAACACCAACAUCCUGACAUUUGACAAGGCCAUAAAACUGAAUAGUCUUCAUUUUAUUCUGAAAGAAAGACUGACGGAGUUCUCCAAGGAGUUUACAGAACUCUAUGAGUACUACUACGACUACUCAACCUCCACUUACGAAAAGGAGGAUGAUGAGGGCCAAGCCGACAUAAAGGAAUUCAAUCAAGAUAUAGAAGUCAGGGACAUAGGAAUUAAAAGGGGGAACAACAUCAUUUUGAGGGGAGUUAACUUCACUCUGCGUAAGGGAGAGAAGCUGGCCAUUGCAGGCCCAAACGGAGCUGGAAAGUCUACCUUUAUUAAUUCACUCCUGAGGUUCUUGGAUUAUUCGGGCGAAAUUUUCAUUGAUGGAGUCGAGAUGCGCAAGUACACAAGAAGAUCUAUAAGGCACAUAAUAGCAUAUGUACCCCAAGACAACUGCAUCCUUGAUGACACGGUUCUCAAGAAUCUUCAAUACGGAAAUAAGGACAUCUCUUUUGAAAAGAUAAAAGAGAUAUGUAAGAGGUAUGGAACCCAUGAAGUAUUCAGUAGCCUUGAAGGAGGAUAUUUAAAGGAAGCAGGACAACAGGGAUGCGAAUUAAGUGUAGGCCAGAGGCAAUAUCUGAGCCUAAUGAGGGCCAUAAUCAAAGACUCUCCUAUUUUCAUUCUGGAUGAAGCUACUUCCGACGUUGAUUACAAAACAGAGACAGAGCUCAUUGAUUAUGUUAUGUCUGUUCUCUCUGACAGAACAAUAAUAAUGAUAGUCCAUAACCAUUCCUUACUUAGCAAGUUUGACAACAUCCUCUUCUUAAAGGACAAGACGAUGAAAGGGUAUGGUAAUAUCAAGGAGCUGCUGAAGUCGUCUAAGGAUUUCAUUGAUUUCUAUCUUGAAGAAGACCCCGUUUCCGACACUGGAAUUCAACCUUAG
Molecule: messenger RNA, 1755 nt
Organism: Encephalitozoon romaleae SJ-2008
Lineage: Eukaryota; Fungi; Microsporidia; Unikaryonidae
Product: MdlB ABC transporter ATPase/permease component
Exons: 1
Coding region: 1-1755 (584 amino acids)
Biological process (GO): transmembrane transport
Cellular component (GO): membrane
Molecular function (GO): ABC-type transporter activity; ATP hydrolysis activity; ATPase-coupled lipid transmembrane transporter activity
Source: RefSeq, a predicted model, not a curated record